CUGGGUGGGAGCUGUCCACUCGCCCCGGGUGCUGAAUGCAGGAACCCAGAGCCGCUGGGCGCCCCAACCUGCCUCCCCAGUCCUCGGCCGAGUCAGCUCGUCGCCUCCCCGCCACCAGCGCCACCUCUUUGGGAACCGAGCCAGUGGGAGGUGGGGUGGGGGGGUGGCAUCAGCCGGCAGCAGCGGGUGCCCAGCAACCGCGGAAGACGAGAGACAACACCUGGCAGCAGCCUGGAAUCUGAUUUGCUUCCUCUCGCCUUUGAGGAGAUAAAUUUAUACACUGCUUUUUUUUUGGGGGGGUGGUGGUGGUUUGGAGUCGCGAGGACCAAGCCUGGACUAAAGAUAAGCUGCUUUCCACCUUAGCCACUCAGCACCCCCUCCUCUCCUCCACCCCCACCCUCCUUGAGCUGGGACUGCAAACAAGCCUUACCUCGGUGCAUCUGCGAGGAGCCCAACCCAGCCAGAGAGGAGGGAGGGGCGCGGGCAAAGUCUGCCCUUGAUGGAGGGGUGGGGUGGAGGGGGGGCAGAGCUGCGGUGAAGACCUGGCAGCUGCCCUCCCUCGCCCCCACCUCUCUGGAAGCACUUCUCCUUGAUUAUUUGACGACUGAAUUUUUCUUUUUCUACUACUAGUAUUGUUUCAUUUUUCUUUCUUUUUUUAUUACCCCACCCUCCCUUCCUCACUCCCCGGCCGCCCCCACCCCCGCGCCCGCCUGCCUCGCCUCUGGUUGCAUGGCAGCAGCGCUGUCCGGGCGCUGGGGCUCAGGGCCGGUCCCCAGGGCAGGACGAGGGGGUGGUGGAGGAGGAAGAGGAUCAUGAAGCCGGGAAUCGUGGCCACUCCGGACAGCGUGCAGCAGCCAGAGGACGAGCCGGAGCAUCCCCGGCCCCAGAAACACCCGGAUCGCGCCCAGGAACUAUCGAGGCCGCCGCCCCAGCAGCUUCGGGGGUCGCGGGCAGAACUCCAGCGAGAGCAGGAAGGCGACAGCAACCCCGAAGAGAAAGAGGAGAGAAGCCACUCAACCAUCGGGACCUACCCUUCUCCUGGCCUUUGCCUCGCGUCCUAAAGCAUCUCUGAUGGAAACUAGGGGAAGGGACCUCGGAUUGACAGCCGCUGCCGGGGUGGACUUGGGACUGAGACCAUGUAACUACUCUCUUCUCCUGUCCCUUCCCACAAGCCCCUCUUCUCUUUUUCUGCCCCACUUCCUCCCCAACACCCCCAAACACACACUUUUCAUCCAGCCAAGACCUUAAUGCUCAGGAAGGAGGAGGUUUUGCAAGAGUUAAACGAUUAUUUUUUCCCCUCCACUCUCUUUCCCCUCCCCUCUCAGCCUCUUAUUUUCUCACCCCUAUCUCCUAACUGGCCCCUCCACUCUUCUCUGCAAAGCACAAGCCCCUUACCAAGUUCACCUGUAACCCCCCCCCCCAACUGCGCUCUUAAAAGCUACACUCUGGUGCUUCUGGGGGUGAAUUGUCCCAGUUUCCUACCCAGGAGAAUUAAAACUUCUCCCAGCCUCCUUUUCUUCCCAAUUUACCACUCCCCACCCCCACCCCCACCCUCCACUCCCACAUCUGCUACCUGAGGAAAAUACCUUGAUUUUUUCUUUUGCACGAGCAGCCCUGAAUCCGGUCACUGACUGAGCUCAUUUGCCCUAAGGCCAGCUCAGCCCAUUCUGAAACCUCUUCUCUGCUUGCCCCACACACACCUUUUACAGAAAAAUAGAUCCCCCCCACCUCCAAGGAAUUCUCAAUAGUCCUCUCAUGAGGGAACUUACUGACAAUUUGAGCUUGAUCUCAAGACCCUAAUAGCCUAUCCUCAACAGAUUCUACCCCUCUGCCUUUACCAGUAUCCCCAACUCUAAGGCCAAAAGUGCAAACAACCUGAGCGCAAGUUGGAGUAGGGGUGGGGCUCAGGGUGGGGUGGGCUGCAGGAAAACAUUUUGGGGGAAAGCGGGCUUUCUAGGCAGCGUUUGGAAUCUGUGACUCAGUUCUCUGUCCAGGAGAGGAGGGAACUCAUCUGCUCCCUGAAUGAAUGGGAUAUAAAAGGAGCCAGCGAGAAAGCUGACUCUCCCUUAACACAGACGGAUACGGCUGUGGAUCCCCUCAGCACCAUCCUAUCUUCCUCUGCAAAGGCUCUAGCUGCCCCUCCUGGGCUCUCUGCUUCCACUGGGCACAUGCUGAUGUCCCUGAGUGGGCUGUUCUGGUGGUGGUGGUGGUGGUACUGCUGCUACUGUGCCCAGUACUACUGUGGAUUGUACACCCUGGCUCCCCAGAUGUUGCGACACCAGGGUCUUCUCAAGUGCCGCUGCCGCAUGCUCUUCAAUGACCUGAAGGUUUUCCUCCUGCGGCGCCCCCCUCCUCCAGCACCACUGCCCAUGCACGGAGACCCCCAGCCCCCCGGUUUGACAGCCAACAACACCCUUCCGGCUCUGGGUGCCGGGGGAUGGGCAGGCUGGAGGGCCCCUGGAGAUGGAAUGGGCAGGGAGACCCCACCUCUGCCACCUCCGCCACCUCCACCACCGUCUUCUGUGGAAGAUGACUGGGGUGGCCUAGCCCCAGGGCCACCUGCCUUGCUGCUCAGCAGUGCCUCCUCUGAUGACUUCUGUAAGGGGAAGGCUGAGGACGGCUACUCACUCAGCAGCAGCCUGGACAGUGGUAUGAGGACCCCUCUCUGUCGCAUCUGCUUCCAGGGUCCAGAACAGGGGGAGCUGCUGAGCCCGUGUCGCUGUGAUGGCUCAGUCAAGUGCACGCACCAGCCUUGUCUCAUCAAGUGGAUCAGCGAGAGGGGCUGCUGGAGCUGUGAGCUGUGCUACUACAAGUAUCAUGUCAUCGCCAUAAGCACAAAGAAUCCAUUGCAGUGGCAGGCCAUCUCUCUGACAGUCAUUGAGAAGGUUCAGAUUGCAGCCGCCAUCUUGGGUUCCCUCUUCCUCAUCGCCAGCAUCUCUUGGCUUAUCUGGUCGACCUUCAGUCCCUCUGCAAAAUGGCAGCGUCAAGACCUCCUCUUCCAGAUCUGCUAUGGGAUGUAUGGAUUCAUGGAUGUGGUGUGCAUAGGCCUCAUCAUCCAUGAGGGACCCUCCGUGUAUCGCAUCUUCAAACGGUGGCAGGCUGUCAACCAGCAGUGGAAAGUGUUGAACUAUGACAAGGCAAAAGACUUGGAGGAUCAAAAGUCAGGAGGCAGGACCAAUCCCCGGACCUCCUCAUCCGCCCAGGCCAAUGUCCCUUCCUCAGAAGAGGAGGCUGUGGGCACCCCUGCCCUGGAGGAAGGCCCCACGCGGGCAGCCAGCCACCCCUCAGACCCUCUGCCCGAUCACCACUGUGCUUACACCAUCCUGCACAUCUUGAGUCACCUAAGACCUCACGAGCAGCGUAGUCCACAGGGCAGCAGCCGGGAGCUCGUCAUGAGGGUCACCACGGUGUGAGAGGAGCAACCAGAAGGAAGGCUGUGAGCACAAGAAGGGAGGCUGGGCCAAGAAGGGUCCAGGUCUGGUAGGAUGCCUGUCUGGGGAGCAGGCAUGGGGAGGCAGCAUGGCAUGGUUGGAGCCAGAGCAGAAGGCAGGCUGAUAAUGGUAGGCCUGGGGAGGGUGUCCAGGAUGGGAUUCCCAAUGGCUGGUGUGGGUGAGGCUGGUGCGUGAACAUCUGGUGAUUCCCAAGCAGUCAGUGCCAUUUCCCAGUGAUGAGAGUGAGGAAGACCAAUACAAGGUCAAUGAGGAAGUGCCACAGGGAUGGAGCCCAACAAAACAAAAUGGUGACUGCACCCAGAUGUACCCAUAACAGAACACCUGGGAGAAGUAAGUGGAAGCUGGGAAGGGUGAUGAGUGCGUCCAGGGGUGGGAGUGUCUGUGUGUGUACCUGUGUUGGGGAGAAAAAAUGUAAAUGGUGCCAUUAAGAGUAGCACUUGGGGCCUGCCUUGUGUGAGCCUGGGGUUUGUUGAUUCUUCCUUCCUGGGUCACAGGCAUUCCAGGGGCCAUGCAUGCAGGAGGGAGAGGGUAGGUAGGGGAUGGCAGGGAGGACACACAGUUUUUGCAACCCCUGAGCUGAGCUCCCCUAGCUGGUACCAAUGGCUUCAGGGGCUCUGGGGUAGAGGGUUCAUAAGGGAUAGGGUGUGAGCAAAUGAGGGAGAGUGAUUUCUGCUCCUUUCAAACCUUCCAAAUGGGAAUGCACAGUGGUGGCCUCUGAGAGAGCUUAGGUUUGGAGGUGGAUGUCUUGUGCCCUUGUUAUUUUAUUUGAUGGUGAUUAGGCUCAGAGACGUUUACAGGACACACACACACACAUGAAAAGUACAGGUUUCUCGUGGGCAUCUCAAGCAAAGGCCUGCUUCUGUCAAAGCAUCCGGGACUGACUUUCCCAACUACCCCAUCCUACCUAAGGCGGUCACAAUGCCCAGUGCCAUGACUCCUGAGCCCCCACAGCAGGGCCCUCCCACCCAGGGUCCCCCUAGAAGAGCUGCCACAGUGUAUGGGAAGGGGAUUUGGAUGGAUGUACCCCCCCACAGUGUGGAGUGGAGACCAAGGAAGUAUUCCUGCUUGGGACCCUCCCACAAGGGUAGUGGACUUAACCCCUCAGUACUCCAUGCUCCCCUGCCCCUCCUGCACAGCUCAGUGCACUCAGAGACCUAGUAGCCUGCUUUCUGGCUUCUGGGACCCUGCCAGGGAAGGCCACUGGCUGGCCAUUGCAGAGCUUCCUGUUGUCACUGCACAGUGCUGUGUUAUCAUGGGUAUCAAAGGGACACUGUCAAGUACUUUUUUUAAACUAGUUUUUAGGGUUUUUUAAAACUCUCUGUUGUUUGUAUUAUUCUCUGAAAAGCUUGAAAAUAAAAUUUCUUUCCCUACCA
Messenger RNA from Erinaceus europaeus (western European hedgehog), 4825 nucleotides. RefSeq names its product membrane associated ring-CH-type finger 4 (gene MARCHF4). The coding region runs from base 2169 to 3413 and encodes 414 amino acids. Lineage: Eukaryota; Metazoa; Chordata; Mammalia; Eulipotyphla; Erinaceidae. Gene Ontology annotation, molecular function: zinc ion binding; ubiquitin-protein transferase activity. The transcript is spliced from 4 exons. Gene Ontology annotation, biological process: protein ubiquitination. The record is from RefSeq and is a predicted model, not a curated record.